AUGAGCAAGAAGCGCACCCGCGCCAACCCGGAUGAGGUUUCCAUGCUAGAGGGCCCGCUAGACUACCGCUACGACCGCGUCCCGCACGCCUCGGACGCGGGGAUCGAGCUCGCGUGGGAGUCCAAGCUCGAGAAACACGCGACCGGACGCCUGUGGGACGCGUCCAAGUACCGUCUGCACUCCGCGGGCGUGGACGCGAAGACGAAGCGCGUGACGUUGAAACUCGGGACGACGUCGUAUAAAGAGUACGUCGGAACGCACACGUCUUCGCGGCCCGCGGGCGAGCGCGAGACGCUGUUGCGAGACGGCGACGCCGCGGGGUCGAAGAACACGCACCUGAGCUGCUCGUUGGGCAUCGAAAGCGUUUUACGGACCGCGGACGGCGGGAUCGUGCUGCUGCGUCGAAGCGAUCAGGUCGCGGUGCAGCCGGGAAAGUUCAACGGGCCCGCCGGUCACCCGGAGCCGUCCGACGCGAGCGGGACCGACGCCGCCGCGGCGAAGGCGGUCAUCUUCCACUCCGCGCUGAAGGAGACGCACGAGGAGACGGGGGUGCCGCUCGGCUCGAUGUCGCCGCCGAGAUUGAUCGGCGGCAUGAUCGACGCGGAGGGGAAGCCCAUCUUGUUGUUUCUGACGGAGACGUCGCUCACCGCGGCGGAGGUCGCGAGCACGUACGCGUCCGCGGGCGCGGCGAGCGACGCGUGGGAGUCCAGCGGUCUUCACGUCGUCUCCGCGACGCCGUCCGUCGCGGUGGAGUGCCGGGAGUCGGACACCGCGGGAGGGACGGACGGGUUGAGAGUCGGCGAACCUUCGGUGGUGGACGCGGGGGUCCGCGGCGACGUCGGCGGCGAGAAAGCGGCGACCGCGAAGACGCGCGACGAGAACCGACGCGUCGCGUCGAACGCGGAAUCUGAAGCGACGUUGACGUCCGGGUUUAACCCGUCGCUGACGCGUCAGUACUGGGCUCGGAGCGAGACGUUCUCGUCCGUGACCAGAGCCGCGGUGGACUGCGUGUACAUGCUCGAGGCGACGUCUGGGGACGUCGAGGACGCCACGAGGCUCACGAGCCGCGCGCACGUGUGGGAGAACGCGUUAGACGCGGCGAUGGAUCACGACCUGGACGCGGUCGCAGGCGUGAUCGAGCGCCUGAACCUUUCGCACCUCGGGAUGGGGGGGUUCUAG
Molecule: messenger RNA, 1179 nt
Organism: Micromonas pusilla CCMP1545
Lineage: Eukaryota; Viridiplantae; Chlorophyta; Mamiellophyceae; Mamiellales; Mamiellaceae
Exons: 2
Coding region: 1-1179 (392 amino acids)
Molecular function (GO): GDP-mannose hydrolase activity
Source: RefSeq, a predicted model, not a curated record